Trypanosoma brucei brucei TREU927 is the source of this 1233-nucleotide messenger RNA. RefSeq lists its product as hypothetical. The record is from RefSeq and is a predicted model, not a curated record. Gene Ontology annotation, cellular component: cytoplasm; plasma membrane. Gene Ontology annotation, biological process: transport. NCBI's taxonomy places the organism in Eukaryota, Euglenozoa, Kinetoplastea, Trypanosomatida, Trypanosomatidae. The coding region runs from base 1 to 1233 and encodes 410 amino acids. The transcript has a single exon.
AUGUCUGAUUCUUCUCUGGUGUUCCUCAUAUUAAACUAUGGGGCAGAAAUGAUAUUUAUUCUCGAAGCUCGCCUCAGCGCUCAGAACGUUUCCGAAAAGACGGCUCGCAUGGUCCUUCAUGAUGUCAUAAAGCACAUGUAUAGUUCAGAGUUUAUGGAUGAGCUAUUCCGACCUCAGAUGCUCUACUCCUUCGCAGCAACAAGGGAGGUUUUCAAAUCGUUGAGUCAAACCUCUGUUAUGCAGUUGUCGCCGGCUUCAAUGGCUAAACUCUUUGAGUUGAUGACAACGGGGUUAAAGUACAAAAUAUUUUCACUACGGCAUCCACUCGAGCUGUUAGAGCUCACGUGGGCACAUUUGGAAGAAGUAAAACGGAUUGCUUCUCAUGAAACCCAAUGUUUUGUUGAUCCCAUAUUUUCUCGUGUAAACGACUUAUUUCAGCAGCUCAACGUGGGGAUGUUGGCGGAGGUUCGGAAAGAUUUACUGAACUUUCUCGUAGGGCGUUGCACACCCGUGUCACUACUUUUAGAAAGUGGCGUGCAGGCUCAAAGCGGUUACUUUUACCUAAAGGAGGAUAAAACCCUUCCUCCGCUUGUUGAAUGUGAACCACCAGGUACCAUUCGCUACUAUGGUAAUGGGAACCUUUUGGCUACCUGCACCUUCAAACACCGGGAUGCCCACCUCCGGCACCCGCUGGCGUUUCCGGUUGGACGGUGGGACCCUCGUAGUUCAACUGCGCCUCGUUUUACGAAGAGGAAUGUCAACAUGUACACUUCCAAGGACUUGGAAACUAAAACUCAGAAACUAGCGCAGCCAUCACAGAAGAGCGACGUUAUUGCAGCGCAUCCCGUAGGAACCAAACCCGAGGCCGUAAAGGCAGUUCAGCAAGAGAUGAGCCAGUUGUUGCGUCUCGUUAGAGGUGAGUCGGAAAAACCACAGCAUCUAUUUAAACUAGCUUUGUGUUAUGAAUUUGAAGCAGAACAUGGCACGCGAACUCCUACGACUGCUGAGGACGCCACUCUAAGUUGCAGUGGAACGGGCCCCCCGUCACCAAGAGCAAGUGACACCGCACCAUCACUCCCUGUGAAUCAAAUGAGCAAAGCUGAUGUGAGGAAAGAGAAUGAGAAACUUUUUUCCCUAAUGGGAGAACUAAACCUGGAGGAGGUUUCACGAAAAGGGGGACAUAACUCCGUAGUGACUGGAGCUAACCUGCUGGACAUUAUGGAUGAGGAGUGA